UUAUUGUAAAUAGAUUAACCAAAAAUGAAAGAAUCGCACUAAAGCAUAUAUUUGCUUAUAUUAUUGUAGCAAAAGUUUAUUUUAAAUUAAUAAUUAAUAUUAACACAUAGACAAUUACAUCAUGUUUUUGGGGAAAAUACUAACGCGAGGAAUGGUGCACAAAUUCAAAUGCAUGGUUCCACUGGGAACUCAAUCACAACAGAAGCGUGUGUUAUCACUUACUACCAGUUUGGCCAACAAGGAGCCACUGAAAGUUUCUGAUGAUAAAACACAAAAAUAUUUAGAAAGUUUGCGUGUUGAGUUCUACAACUUACGAGCAAGCCCUACAGCACACACGCGAACACGACUUAAUCGGCUAGACGGUGUUGUUUCCGCACUUGAGCAAUAUCGCUUACUAAAAUCGAAGCUCGCAAGCAAAGAAGAUAUUGAAAAUGAAAAGGAUGAGGAAAUGCGUCAAUUAUUGCAGGAAGAAAAUGAAGUAUAUGGAGACCUUUUGCGACAAACUGAAGAAGAGCUUCUUAAUCAGAUGCUUAUGCUAGCCGAGGAACAAACAUAUAACUCACUUAUAUUUGAGGUAAAUGCUGGAGCAGGGGGACAAGAAGCAAUGCUUUUCGCACGCGAGCUCUUUGACAUGUAUACAAAUUACUUUGAUUAUAGUGAUUGGUCCUAUGAAAUUAUUGAUAACGAGAAGACAGAUAUCGGAGGUUUACGGCAUGGCAAUGUCAUUGUGCAGACUCGCGAUGCUUACAAUCAGCUGCAAUAUGAAGCUGGUGUGCAUAGAGUUCAACGUGUACCGUCAACAGAAAGAUCUGGUCGUAUUCAUACCAGUACAGCUUCAGUCACCGUAAUUCCACGACCUGACGAUGUUGAUGUCAAGAUAUCUGAAAAAGAUUUGAAAAUUGAAACGAAACGCGCAAGCGGGGCUGGCGGGCAGCAUGUAAACACCACAGAUUCGGCAGUACGUGUUGUGCACUUACCCACCGGCCUAGCAGUAGAAUGCCAAGCAGAACGGUCGCAAUUAAAAAAUCGUGAACGAGCCAUACAGCGUUUACAAGCGAAGCUGGUGCAGCGAGAAUUGGAGAGUAAAGAAGAAAAUGAAAAACGCACACGGAAACAGCAGCAGGGGAAUCUAAAUCGCAAUGAGAAAAUACGUACCUAUAACUUUCCACAAGAUCGUAUUACUGAUCACCGUAUUCCCAAUGGGACAGUAUAUAACUUAGAAGAGUUUCUCGAAGGAGGGGAAAGUUUGGAAAAACUAAAUCAACAAAUUGCUCGGGAAUUUCGGCGCGCAAAACUAGCCGAUUUGAUUAAUAAUUUUAAGCCUAUAAUGAGUGAAACAGAAAAUGAAGUGACAAAAUCUAAUUUAUUACCCAAGAAAAGUGCCGAUAUCGAGCGUGGAGUUAAUUAAAAAUAUACCUACACGAGAGUAAAUUUGAUAAUCUUAAAUUUUAUUAUUUUUUUUUUAUCCA
Messenger RNA from Anastrepha ludens (Mexican fruit fly), 1469 nucleotides. RefSeq names its product peptide chain release factor 1 (gene mRF1). The transcript is spliced from 2 exons. NCBI's taxonomy places the organism in Eukaryota, Metazoa, Arthropoda, Insecta, Diptera, Tephritidae. Gene Ontology annotation, molecular function: translation release factor activity. The record is from RefSeq and is a predicted model, not a curated record. Gene Ontology annotation, biological process: translational termination. Bases 122 to 1408 code for a protein of 428 amino acids.